CUUGCUACCGAGCUCCAGUGAAGAUGAGCAAUGGCAGCUGGUUACGAAUACCACUAUGGAUACCACUAUUGGUGAUUGCCUUUACACAUAACAAAGUCCAUGCCCAGUUUUCACAAGAGGAGCAAAAAACAGAAUAUGGUGAUCUGUCUAUCCAGCAGCGACAAGACAAUUUUUCUGCUUCAGUUACCAGACCCCCAGAAGUGACUAUCAUCCCACCAUUGGGAAAGACACUGGCAGUAAAGUCUGGCAACCCAGCUCACACUGGCCGAGUAUGCAGUACCUGGGGAAACUUCCACUUCAAGACCUUUGAUGGAGACAUCUUCCAGUUCCCUGGGCUCUGCAACUAUAUCUUUGCAUCUAACUGUAAAGCCAGCUAUGAGGACUUCAACAUCCAGAUCAGACGCUCCAUAAUAGAAAACACCACCCUCAUUAGCCAUAUCAGCCUGAAGCUGGAUGGAGUGGCCAUAGAACUGACCAGGAACACCACAGUGGUUAAUGGCAACCCGGUGCAGCUGCCUUUCAGCCAGUCAGGAAUCCUGAUGCAGAGAAGUAACAUGUACUUGAAAAUCUCGGCCAAGUUGGGCCUGGAGUUCAUGUGGAAUGAAGAGGAUGCACUCCUGGUGGAACUGCAUGAGAAAUAUGCUAAUCAGACCUGUGGGCUUUGCGGGGACUUCAAUGGGAUUUCAACCUACAAUGAGUUUGUGUCCAACAAUAUUGAGCUGACCCCUUUACAGUUUGGGAAUUUGCAGAAGCUGGAUGGACCCACAGAGCAAUGUGAGGAUCCAGUACCUUUUGAAACUCCUGCAAACUGCACAAGUGAAUUUAAUGCUAUAUGCCAAGCAGUACUGACAGGUGAAGCCUUUGUAAGCUGUAAUGAACUAGUUAACGUUCAAGAGUAUAUCAGCUCCUGCAUACAAGACUUGUGCCACUGUGACGAUCUAAUGGCUGAAUCCUGCAUGUGUAACACCUUUGCUGAAUACUCCCGGCAAUGUGCCCAUGCUGGUGGGGAACCUCUGAAUUGGAGAACUGCAGGACUCUGCACCAAAUCAUGCCCUUUCAACAUGCAGUACCAGGAGUGUGGCUCCCCCUGUCCAGACACCUGCACCAACCCUGAAAGAUCUCAGCUCUGUGAAGACCACUGUACAGAUGCCUGUCUUUGUCCUCCAGGAACUGUGUAUGAUGAUAUUAACAACAGUGGAUGUAUCCCCCUCGAACAAUGCUACUGCACCUACAAAGGUGAAACAUAUGCUCCAGGGGCCAAAUUUACAUCCACAUGCACUUCCUGCACAUGUACUGAAGGCCAGUGGGUUUGUGUCAGCCUUUCAUGCCCUGGGACAUGUAGUAUUGAAGGAGGGUCCCAUAUCUCCACAUUUGAUGAGAAACGUUUCACUUUCUUUGGAGACUGUAACUAUGUACUGACAAAGCUUUGUGACAGUAAUGACUUCACUGUCCUGGGAGAAAUCCGUAAAUGUGGCCUAACUGACACUGAGACAUGUUUGAAAGGGGUAACCAUAAGUGUUGGUGGAGGACAAAAUAUCAUUGCAAUCAAAUCUUCUGGCAGUGUCUUUGUGAACACGAUCUACACCCAGGUGCCCUUCUCUGCAGCCAAUUGCACCAUCUUCAAGCCGUCAUCAUUUUACAUGAUUGUACAUACAAACUAUGGUCUUCAACUAAAGAUCCAGCUUGUACCCAUCAUGCAACUGUAUAUAAAUGUGGAACCAGCCCACAAAGGGCUGACAUGUGGUCUCUGUGGAAAUUUCAACAAUAUACAGGCAGAUGACUUCAAAGCCGCAAGUGGUGUAAUUGAAGGAACAUCAGCUGCUUUUGCCAACACCUGGAAAACCCAGGCAGAUUGUCCUAAUGUCAAAAACAACUUUGAGAACCCCUGCACUCUCAGCAUAGAAAAUGAACAAUAUGCUCAGCACUGGUGUGGAUUACUUAUUGCCACCACUGGACCCUUUGCCAAGUGCCACUCAACAGUGAAUCCAGAUGCUUACUAUGUGAACUGUAUGUUUGACAGCUGUAACUGUGAGAACAGUGAGGACUGCAUGUGUGCGGCACUCUCAACCUACGUCAAAGCCUGUGCUACCAAGGGAAUCCAGCUGAUCGGUUGGAGGGCUGGUGUCUGUACAAAAUACACAACCACGUGUCCCAAAACCCUGACAUACAGCUACGCUGUUGAUUCCUGUGAACCCACUUGUCGGUCUCUGAGCGAGCCAGAUAUCACAUGCAACAUCCAGUUUGUUCCAGUUGAUGGCUGUACCUGUGAAAAGGGAACCUACAUGGAUGAAAGUGGCAAAUGUGUGCCUCCUUCUAGCUGCCCUUGUUACUACAAAGGAUCCAUUGUAUCUUCUGGAGAAGUUGUUCAUGACAAUGGUGUUGUCUGCUCUUGCACACGUGGCAAACUGAACUGUAUUGGAGCCAAACCAGCACCAGCUUGUAAAUCUCCAAUGGUCUACUUUAACUGCACCAACACCACUGCAGGUGUAACUGGAGCUGAGUGCCAGAAGAGCUGUCAGACUCUUGAUAUGGGAUGCUACAGCACACAAUGUCUCUCUGGCUGCAUUUGUCCUGGCAAUCUAGUGGCAGAUGGGCAAGGUGCCUGCAUACCGGCAGAAGAGUGUCCAUGUGUUCACAAUGAGAACUCCUACAAACCAGGGGAAACAAUCAAAGUUGGCUGUAACACUUGCACAUGUAAAAACAGACAGUGGCAAUGCACCAAUGAAUCUUGUCUGGCAACCUGCACUGUUUAUGGAGAUGGGCAUUACAUCACUUUUGACAGCAAACGCUACAGCUUCAGUGGAGAUUGUGAAUACACACUGGUCCAGAACUACUGUGGUAUGAACAACAGCAGCCAGGGAGGAACCUUCCGAGUUAUCACUGAGAACAUCCCCUGUGGUACUACUGGAACCACUUGCUCAAAGUCCAUUAAAGUUUUUCUGAGGAGCUAUGAACUGAUACUCAGUGAUGGGAACUUUGAAGUGAUACAGAGGGUCCCUGGAGGGGAAAUGCCAUUCACCAUCCGUUCCAUGGGUCUCUACCUGGUGAUUGACACUGAUGCUGGGCUAAUAGUCAUGUGGGAUAAGAAAACCAGUGUAUUUAUUAAACUCAGCCCUAAUUUUAAGGGUCAGGUUUGUGGCCUGUGUGGAAACUUUGAUGGAAAUGGCAUCAAUGACUUUACCACUAGGAGUCAGUCUGUGGUAGGAGAUGUGAUAGAGUUUGGAAACAGCUGGAAAGUGUCUCCAUCUUGUCCAGAUACCAAAGGGAGCAAGAAUCCUUGCACUACAAACCCUUACAGAGCUUCCUGGGCAAAAAAACAGUGCAGCAUCAUCACCAGCGCAGCAUUUGCAAACUGCCACUCUCAGAUUGAACCAAAUGAAUAUUAUGAGGCAUGUGUGACGGACGCUUGUGCAUGUGACACUGGGGGAGAUUGUGAAUGUUUCUGUACAGCAGUAGCUGCAUAUGCUCAAAAAUGUAAUGAGGCUGGCAUCUGCGUUUCAUGGAGAACCCCAUCCAUUUGUCCUGUCUUCUGUGAUUACUACAACCCAAAAGAGGAAUGUGAGUGGCACUACAAGUCAUGUGGGGCCCCAUGUAUAAAGACCUGCAGGAACAAAAGUGGAAACUGCAGUCAUGAACUACGAGGCCUGGAAGGCUGCUACCCAAACUGUCCAGAUGAUAAACCCUAUUUUAAUGAAGAAAAUAUGAAGUGUGUUGAAACCUGCGGCUGUUAUGACAAUAAUGGAAACUAUUACCCACCAGGAUCAAAGAUUCCUUCAAAAGAAAACUGUUAUUCAUGUGAAUGCACGCUUGAAGGCAAAAUCAAUUGCAAGCACGAUGAACACGCCUGCAAUUGCACAUAUGAUGGAAAGACUUAUCCAUAUCAUGCUGUCAUCUACAACACUACAGAUGGUAUUGGUGCAUGUAUUCUUGCAACCUGUGGCCCGAAUGGAACAAUCAACAGAACUGUCUAUGAAUGUCCUGUAACCACAACACCAUUUGUAUUUACCUCUUCAACACCUAUAACUACCACUACAGUACCAUCAACUAUACCACUAUGUGUUCAUGAAGUAUGUAAAUGGUCACAGUGGUAUGAUGUGCGUUAUCCAGACAAUGGGGAAAAUGAUGAAGACUUUGAUACAUUUGAUAACUUAAGAGCUGAAGGUUACAAAAUCUGCAAAGCUCCAAAGGCUGUUGAAUGCAGAGCAAAGGACUAUCCAACCACACCGUUAAAUGAACUUGGGCAAAAAGUAGAAUGCAAUACAACAGCAGGUCUUAUAUGUUAUAACAAGGACCAAAAUCCAAUGAAGUGUCACAAUUAUCAGAUCAAAAUCUACUGCUGUACUUUUGUACCAUGUGGAUACACAACUACAACUAGCAUAAAGUCAACUGAAACAGCAACUACUGUCACAGAAACUAUCCCUCCAGAAACCACUACAACUUUUGUACAUUCCACAGCUACACCACAACCUACCUCCACAAAAUAUAAAACAACUACCCUAUCAAUGAGUACCAUGACAACCACAACUCUUUCAACAACUUCAGUCCCAGAAACAACCACAAUGACAAGCUCCAUUCUACCAACCACAAGUGCAAAACCUAUAACCACUAUUUCUUCAACAACUGCUGCUUGCACAAAGGAAAUCUGUAAAUGGUCACAGUGGUAUAACAUAUAUUACCCAAAACAAGGAAUCAAUGGUGGAGACUUAGAAACAUUUAAAAAUAUAAGAGAAAAAGGAUAUUCUGUUUGUGAAACACCAAAGAAUGUUAAAUGCAGAGCAGUAAGGUUCCCCAAUACUAGUUUGAAAGAUUUAAAACAAAAUGUUACAUGCACCAAAACUGAAGGCUUGAUAUGCUAUAACAGAGAUCAAUUCCCACACAUAUGCUUAGACUAUGAAAUACAAAUUGAGUGCUGCAAAAAUGAAACGACACAAUGCCCAACAACUCUAACGACAAAACCAGUUGUAAUACAUACACGGACAACAACAGUUCCCACAAAACAUCAGCUUACUCAAAAACAAACAACCACAACCGCUAAAACCAUGGAAACCAGCACAAAGAUCAUUCUAACAACGCAUGCCACAACACUGGGAAGCACAACACACAAGACACCACCGCCUACGAUAGAAACCAGCACACCCUUAAAAACUGUGCCCCCAGUCAUAACGACCUCUAAAACAGCAUCAGCAACUACCAAACUACCCACCAGCGCCACCCUAAGCACGCCUCCGACCACACUAAUCAGCACCACCACUCUCACUAUGCCAACCAGAACCAGAGCCACAGAAACAUCACCACCACCUACAACCACAGAAACCAGCACAGAGGUCAUCUUAACCACACAUCGCACAACCGUGGUACCUACGCCCCCCACGAUGCCACCACCUACCACAGAAACCAGCACACCCGUAACUACGGUGCCCCCUCCAACAACGACCUCUGAAACCCCCUCCACAACUACCACCCUGCCAACCAGUACAAAGACCACUAUUUCCACCCAGAGCACAACACGGACUCUCCCGCACACCUCCACAACUGUCACAACUGCCACCCAGUCCACCACCCAUUUGUCUACACUCCCCACCCACUCAAAAACGACUCCAACCACUACAACCCAAGCACCCAGCACGAGCACAAAGGGCACCACAGCCUCUUCAUCCACUGUAGUGCCCUCAACACCGGCCCCAAGCACCACAACCACUACAGCAACUACUGCUUGUGAGCAGGUAUGCACGUGGAGCAAAUGGCUUGAUGUUGAUUUCCCCACCUCAGGACCAUCAGAUGGAGACAUUGAAACCUACCACAACAUUAGGGCAGCAGGAGAGAAGAUCUGUGGACAGCCUACACACAUUGAGUGCCGUGCUGAGAACUUUCCUAAUAUAAGCAUCCAUAAUGUAGGUCAGAAAGUGAGUUGUGACAUCAAUUUCGGGCUCGUGUGCAAAAAUGAGGAGCAAGUCGGGAAGUUCGAGAUAUGCUUCAACUACCAGGUACGUGUCAGGUGCUGCACACCAAACCCCAUCUGCACAAGUCCAACCACCACCCCGGCGACCACAACAGGCAGCACACCGCCUCCGACCACACUAAUCAGCACCACCACUCUCACUGUGCCAACCAGAACCAGAGCCACAGAAACAUCCCCACCACCUACAACCACUGAAACCAGCACAGAGUUCAGCUCAACCACGCAUCGCACAACCGUCGUCACUACACCACUCACGACGCCACCUCCUACGACAGAAACCAGCACACCCGUAACUACGGUGCCCCCUCCAACAACGACCUCUGAAACCCUCUCCACAACUACCACCCUGCCAACCAGCACAAAGACCACUAUUUCCACCCAGAGCACAACACGGACUCUCCCGACCAUCACCACAACUGUCACAACUGCCACCCAGUCCACCACCCAUUUGUCUACAAUCCCCACCCACUCAAAAACGACUCUAACCACUACAACCCAAGCACCCAGCACGAGCACAAAGGGCACCACAGCCUCUUCAUCCACUGUAGUGCCCUCAACACCGGCCCCAAGCACCACAACCACUACAGCAACUACUGCUUGUGAGCAGGUAUGCACGUGGAGCAAAUGGCUUGAUGUUGAUUUCCCCACCUCAGGACCAUCAGAUGGAGACAUUGAAACCUACCACAACAUUAGGGCAGCAGGAGAGAAGAUCUGUGGACAGCCUACACACAUUGAGUGCCGUGCUGAGAACUUUCCUAAUAUAAGCAUCCAUAAUGUAGGUCAGAAAGUGAGUUGUGACAUCAAUUUCGGGCUCGUGUGCAAAAAUGAGGAGCAAGUCGGGAAGUUCGAGAUAUGCUUCAACUACCAGGUACGUGUCAGGUGCUGCACACCAAACCCCAUCUGUGCAAGUCCAACCACCACCCCGGCGACCACAACAGGCAGCACACCACCUCCGACCACACUAAUCAGCACCACCACUCUCACUGUGCCAACCAGAACCACAGCCACAGAAACAUCCCCACCACCUUCAACCACAGAAACCAGCACAGAGGUCAGCUCAACCACGCAUCGCAUAACCGUGUUCACUACAACCCUCACGAUGCCACCUCCUACGACAAAAACCAGCACACCCGUAACUACAGUGCCCCCUCCAACAACGACCUCUCAAAGCCCCUCCACAACUACCACCUUGCCAACCAGUACAAAGACCACUAUUUCCACCCAGAGCACAACACGGACUCUCCCGCACACCUCCACAACUGUCACAACUGCCACCCAGUCCACCACCCAUUUGUCUACACUCCCCACCCACUCAAAAACGACUCCAACCACUACAACCCAAGCACCCAGCACGAGCACAAAGGGCACCACAGCCUCUCCAUCCACUGUAGUGCCCUCAACACCGGCCCCAAGCACCACAACCACUACAGCAACUACCGCUUGUGAGCAGGUAUGCACGUGGAGCAAAUGGCUUGAUGUUGAUUCCCCGUACUCGGGAGCAGGAGAGGGGGACAUUGAAACCUACCAGAACAUUAGGGCAGCAGGAGAGAAGAUCUGUGAACAGCCUGCAGACAUUGAGUGCCGAGCUGAAAACCAACAAGACAUAAGUAUCAACGAAGUCGGUCAAGUCGUGCUGUGUGACGUGCACUUCGGCCUGGUGUGCAAGAACAAGGACCAAAUCGGAAACGUCAACAAGUGCGAUAACUACCAGAUACGUGUCUUAUGCUGUGGGCCAACCCCCAACUGCACAAGUCCAACCACCGCCCCAGUGACCACAACAGGCAGCACACCGCCUCCGACCACACUAAUCAGCACCACCACUCUCACUAUGCCAACCAGAACCAGAGCCACAGAAACAUCCCCACCACCUACAACCACAGAAACCAGCACAGAGGUCAUCUCAACCACGCAUCGCACAACCGUGGUCACUACAACCCUCACGACGCCACCUCCUACAACAGAAACCAGCACACCCGUAACUACAGUGCCCCCUCCAACAACGACCUCUCAAAGCCCCUCCACAACUACCACCCUGCCAACCAGCACAAAGACCACUAUUUCCACUCAGAGCACAACACGGACUCUCCCGCACACCUCCACAACUGUCACAACUGCCACCCAGUCCACCACCCAUUUGUCUACACUCCCCACCCACUCAAAAACGACUCCAACCACUACAACCCAAGCACCCAGCACGAGCACAAAGGGCACCACAGCCUCUCCAUCCACCGUAGUGCCCUCAACACCGGCCCCAAGCACCACAACCACUACAGCAACUACCGCUUGUGAGCAGGUAUGCACGUGGAGCAAAUGGCUUGAUGUUGAUUCCCCGUACUCGGGAGCAGGAGAGGGGGACAUUGAAACCUACCAGAACAUUAGGGCAGCAGGAGAGAAGAUCUGUGAACAGCCUGCAGACAUUGAGUGCCGAGCUGAAAACCAACAAGACAUAAGUAUCAACGAAGUUGGUCAAGUCGUGCUGUGUGACGUGCACUUCGGCCUGGUGUGCAAGAACAAGGACCAAAACGGAAACGUCAACAAGUGCGAUAACUACCAGAUACGUGUCUUAUGCUGUGGGCCAACCCCCAACUGCACAAGUCCAACCACCGCCCCAGUGACCACAACAGGCAGCACACCGCCUCCGACCACACUAAUCAGCACCACCACUCUCACUGUGCCAACCAGAACCAGAGCCACAGAAACAUCCCCACCACCUACAACCACAGAAACCAGCACAGAGGUCAUCUCAACCACGCAUCGCACAACCGUGGUCACUACAACCCUCACGACGCCACCUCCUAUGACAGAAACCAGCACACCCGUAACUAUGGUGCCCCCUCCAACAACGACCUCUCAAAGCCCCUCCACAACUACCACCCUGCCAACCAGCACAAAGACCACUAUUUCCACCCAGAGCACAACACAGACUCUCCCGCACACCUCCACAACUGUCACAACUGCCACCCAGUCCACCACCCAUUUGUCUACAAUCCCCACCCACUCCAAAACGACCCCAACCACUACAACCCAAGCACCCAGCACGAGCACAAAGGGCACCACAGCCUCUCCAUCCACCGUAGGGACCUCAACACUGACCCCAAGCACUACAACCGCUACAUCAUCUACCACUUGUGAGCAGGUAUGCACGUGGAGCAAAUGGUUUGAUGUUGAUUUCCCCACCUCAGGACCAUCAGAUGGAGACAUCGAAACCUACCACAACAUUAGGGCAGCAGGAGAGAAGAUCUGUGGACAGCCUACACACAUUGAGUGCCGUGCUGAGAACUUUCCUAAUAUAAGCAUCCAUAAUGUAGGUCAGAAAGUGAGUUGUGACAUCAAUUUCGGGCUCGUGUGCAAAAAUGAGGAGCAAGUCGGGAAGUUCGAGAUAUGCUUCAACUACCAGGUACGUGUCAGGUGCUGCACACCAAACCCCAUCUGUGCAAGUCCAACCACCACCCCGGCGACCACAACAGGCAGCACACCACCUCCGACCACACUAAUCAGCACCACCACUCUCACUGUGCCAACCAGAACCAGAGCCACAGAAACAUCCCCACCUCCUUCAACCACAGAAACCAGCACAGAGGUCAGCUCAACCACGCAUCGCAUAACCGUGUUCACUACAUCCCUCACGAUGCCACCUCCUACGACAAAAACCAGCACACCCGUAACUACAGUGCCCCCUCCAACAACGACCUCUCAAAGCCCCUCCACAACUACCACCUUGCCAACCAGUACAAAGACCACUAUUUCCACCCAGAGCACAACACGGACUCUCCCGCACACCUCCACAACUGUCACAACUGCCACCCAGUCCACCACCCAUUUGUCUACACUCCCCACCCACUCAAAAACGACUCCAACCACUACAACCCAAGCACCCAGCACGAGCACAAAGGGCACCACAGCCUCUCCAUCCACUGUAGUGCCCUCAACACCGGCCCCAAGCACCACAACCACUACAGCAACUACCGCUUGUGAGCAGGUAUGCACGUGGAGCAAAUGGCUUGAUGUUGAUUCCCCGUACUCGGGAGCAGGAGAGGGGGACAUUGAAACCUACCAGAACAUUAGGGCAGCAGGAGAGAAGAUCUGUGAACAGCCUGCAGACAUUGAGUGCCGAGCUGAAAACCAACAAGACAUAAGUAUCAACGAAGUCGGUCAAGUCGUGCUGUGUGACGUGCACUUCGGCCUGGUGUGCAAGAACAAGGACCAAAUCGGAAACGUCAACAAGUGCGAUAACUACCAGAUACGUGUCUUAUGCUGUGGGCCAACCCCCAACUGCACAAGUCCAACCACCGCCCCAGUGACCACAACAGGCAGCACACCGCCUCCGACCACACUAAUCAGCACCACCACUCUCACUAUGCCAACCAGAACCAGAGCCACAGAAACAUCCCCACCACCUACAACCACAGAAACCAGCACAGAGGUCAUCUCAACCACGCAUCGCACAACCGUGGUCACUACAACCCUCACGACGCCACCUCCUACAACAGAAACCAGCACACCCGUAACUACAGUGCCCCCUCCAACAACGACCUCUCAAAGCCCCUCCACAACUACCACCCUGCCAACCAGCACAAAGACCACUAUUUCCACUCAGAGCACAACACGGACUCUCCCGCACACCUCCACAACUGUCACAACUGCCACCCAGUCCACCACCCAUUUGUCUACACUCCCCACCCACUCAAAAACGACUCCAACCUCUACAACCCAAGCACCCAGCACGAGCACAAAGGGCACCACAGCCUCUCCAUCCACCGUAGUGCCCUCAACACCGGCCCCAAGCACCACAACCACUACAGCAACUACCGCUUGUGAGCAGGUAUGCACGUGGAGCAAAUGGCUUGAUGUUGAUUCCCCGUACUCGGGAGCAGGAGAGGGGGACAUUGAAACCUACCAGAACAUUAGGGCAGCAGGAGAGAAGAUCUGUGAACAGCCUGCAGACAUUGAGUGCCGAGCUGAAAACCAACAAGACAUAAGUAUCAACGAAGUUGGUCAAGUCGUGCUGUGUGACGUGCACUUCGGCCUGGUGUGCAAGAACAAGGACCAAAACGGAAACGUCAACAAGUGCGAUAACUACCAGAUACGUGUCUUAUGCUGUGGGCCAACCCCCAACUGCACAAGUCCAACCACCGCCCCAGUGACCACAACAGGCAGCACACCGCCUCCGACCACACUAAUCAGCACCACCACUCUCACUGUGCCAACCAGAACCAGAGCCACAGAAACAUCCCCACCACCUACAACCACAGAAACCAGCACAGAGGUCAUCUCAACCACGCAUCGCACAACCGUGGUCACUACAACCCUCACGACGCCACCUCCUACGACAGAAACCAGCACACCCGUAACUAUGGUGCCCCCUCCAACAACGACCUCUCAAAGCCCCUCCACAACUACCACCCUGCCAACCAGCACAAAGACCACUAUUUCCACCCAGAGCACAACACAGACUCUCCCGCACACCUCCACAACUGUCACAACUGCCACCCAGUCCACCACCCAUUUGUCUACAAUCCCCACCCACUCCAAAACGACCCCAACCACUACAACCCAAGCACCCAGCACGAGCACAAAGGGCACCACAGCCUCUCCAUCCACCGUAGGGACCUCAACACUGACCCCAAGCACUACAACCGCUACAUCAUCUACCACUUGUGAGCAGGUAUGCACGUGGAGCAAAUGGUUUGAUGUUGAUUUCCCCACCUCAGGACCAUCAGAUGGAGACAUCGAAACCUACCACAACAUUAGGGCAGCAGGAGAGAAGAUCUGUGGACAGCCUACACACAUUGAGUGCCGUGCUGAGAACUUUCCUAAUAUAAGCAUCCACAAUGUCGGUCAGAAAGUGAGUUGUGACAUCAAUUUCGGGCUCGUGUGCAAAAAUGAGGAGCAAGUCGGGAAGUUCGAGAUAUGCUUCAACUACCAGGUACGUGUCAGGUGCUGCACACCAAACCCCAUCUGCACAAGUCCAACCACCACCCCGGCGACCACAACAGGCAGCACACCACCUCCGACCACACUAAUCAGCACCACCACUCUCACUGUGCCAACCAGAACCAGAGCCACAGAAACAUCCCCACCACCUACAACCACUGAAACCAGCACAGAGUUCAGCUCAACCACGCAUCGCACAACCGUCGUCACUACACCACUCACGACGCCACCUCCUACGACAGAAACCAGCACACCCGUAACUACGGUGCCCCCUCCAACAACGACCUCUGAAACCCUCUCCACAACUACCACCCUGCCAACCAGCACAAAGACCACUAUUUCCACCCAGAGCACAACACGGACUCUCCCGACCAUCACCACAACUGUCACAACUGCCACCCAGUCCACCACCCAUUUGUCUACAAUCCCCACCCACUCAAAAACGACUCUAACCACUACAACCCAAGCACCCAGCACGAGCACAAAGGGCACCACAGCCUCUCCAUCCACCGUAGUGCCCUCAACACCGGCCCCAAGCACCACAACCACUACAGCAACUACCGCUUGUGAGCAGGUAUGCACGUGGAGCAAAUGGCUUGAUGUUGAUUCCCCGUACUCGGGAGCAGGAGAGGGGGACAUUGAAACCUACCAGAACAUUAGGGCAGCAGGAGAGAAGAUCUGUGAACAGCCUGCAGACAUUGAGUGCCGAGCUGAAAACCAACAAGACAUAAGUAUCAACGAAGUUGGUCAAGUCGUGCUGUGUGACGUGCACUUCGGCCUGGUGUGCAAGAACAAGGACCAAAUCGGAAACGUCAACAAGUGCGAUAACUACCAGAUACGUGUCUUAUGCUGUGGGCCAACCCCCAACUGCACAAGUCCAACCACCGCCCCAGUGACCACAACAGGCAGUACACCGCCUCCGACCACACUAAUCAGCACCACCACUCUCACUAUGCCAACCAGAACCAGAGCCACAGAAACAUCCCCACCACCUACAACCACAGAAACCGGCACAGAGGUCAUCUCAACCACACAUCGCACAACCGUGGUCACUACAACCCUCACGACGCCACCUCCUACAACAGAAACCAGCACACCCGUAACUACAGUGCCCCCUCCAACAACGACCUCUCAAAGCCCCUCCACAACUACCACCCUGCCAACCAGCACAAAGACCACUAUUUCCACCCAGAGCACAACACGGACUCUCCCGCACACCUCCACAACUGUCACAACUGCCACCCAGUCCACCACCCAUUUGUCUACACUCCCCACCCACUCAAAAACGACUCCAACCACUACAACCCAAGCACCCAGCACGAGCACAAAGGGCACCACAGCCUCUCCAUCCACUGUAGUGCCCUCAACACCGGCCCCAAGCACCAUAACCACUACAGCAACUACCGCUUGUGAGCAGGUAUGCACGUGGAGCAAAUGGCUUGAUGUUGAUUCCCCGUACUCGGGAGCAGGAGAGGGGGACAUUGAAACCUACCAGAACAUUAGGGCAGCAGGAGAGAAGAUCUGUGAACAGCCUGCAGACAUUGAGUGCCGAGCUGAAAACCAACAAGACAUAAGUAUCAACGAAGUUGGUCAAGUCGUGCUGUGUGACGUGCACUUCGGCCUGGUGUGCAAGAACAAGGACCAAAUCGGAAACGUCAACAAGUGCGAUAACUACCAGAUACGUGUUUUAUGCUGUGGGCCAACCCCCAACUGCACAAGUCCAACCACCGCCCCAGUGACCACAACAGGCAGCACACCGCCUCCGACCACACUAAUCAGCACCACCACUCUCACUAUGCCAACCAGAACCAGAGCCACAGAAACAUCCCCACCACCUACAACCACAGAAACCAGCACAGAGGUCAUCUCAACCACGCAUCGCACAACCGUGGUCACUACAACCCUCACGACGCCACCUCCUACGACAGAAACCAGCACACCCGUAACUAUGGUGCCCCCUCCAACAACGACCUCUCAAAGCCCCUCCACAACUACCACCCUGCCAACCAGCACAAAGACCACUAUUUCCACCCAGAGCACAACACAGACUCUCCCGCACACCUCCACAACUGUCACAACUGCCACCCAGUCCACCACCCAUUUGUCUACAAUCCCCACCCACUCCAAAACGACCCCAACCACUACAACCCAAGCACCCAGCACGAGCACAAAGGGCACCACAGCCUCUCCAUCCACCGUAGGGACCUCAACACUGACCCCAAGCACUACAACCGCUACAUCAUCUACCACUUGUGAGCAGGUAUGCACGUGGAGCAAAUGGUUUGAUGUUGAUUUCCCCACCUCAGGACCAUCAGAUGGAGACAUCGAAACCUACCACAACAUUAGGGCAGCAGGAGAGAAGAUCUGUGGACAGCCUACACACAUUGAGUGCCGUGCUGAGAACUUUCCUAAUAUAAGCAUCCACAAUGUCGGUCAGAAAGUGAGUUGUGACAUCAAUUUCGGGCUCGUGUGCAAAAAUGAGGAGCAAGUCGGGAAGUUCGAGAUAUGCUUCAACUACCAGGUACGUGUCAGGUGCUGCACACCAAACCCCAUCUGCACAAGUCCAACCACCACCCCGGCGACCACAACAGGCAGCACACCGCCUCCGACCACACUAAUCAGCACCACCACUCUCACUAUGCCAACCAGAACCAGAGCCACAGAAACAUCCCCACCACCUACAACCACUGAAACCAGCACAGAGUUCAGCUCAACCACGCAUCGCACAACCGUGUUCACUACACCCCUCACGACGCCACCUCCUACGACAGAAACCAGCACACCCGUAACUACGGUGCCCCCUCCAACAACGACCUCUGAAACCCUCUCCACAACUACCACCCUGCCAACCAGCACAAAGACCACUAUUUCCACCCAGAGCACAACACGGACUCUCCCGCCCAUCACCACAACUGUCACAACUGCCACCCAGUCCACCACCCAUAUGUCUACAAUCCCCACCCACUCAAAAACGACUCUAACCACUACAACCCAAGCACCCAGCACGAGCACAAAGGGCACCACAGCCUCUCCAUCCACCGUAGUGCCCUCAACACCGGCCCCAAGCACCACAACCACUACAGCAACUACCGCUUGUGAGCAGGUAUGCACGUGGAGUAAAUGGCUUGAUGUUGAUUCCCCGUACUCGGGAGCAGGAGAGGGGGACAUUGAAACCUACCAGAACAUUAGGGCAGCAGGAGAGAAGAUCUGUGAACAGCCUGCAGACAUUGAGUGCCGAGCUGAAAACCAACAGGACAUAAGCAUCAACGAAGUUGGUCAAGUCGUGCUGUGUGACGUGCACUUUGGCCUGGUGUGCAAGAACAAGGACCAAAACGGAAAAAUCAACAAGUGCUAUAACUACCAGAUACGUGUCUUAUGCUGUGGGCCAACCCCCAUCUGCUCAAGUCCAACCACCACUCCGGUGACCACAACAGGCAGCACACCGCCUCCGACCACACUAAUCAGCACCACCACUGUCACUAUGCCAACCAGAACCAGAGCCACAGAAACAUCCCCACCACCUACAACCACAGAAACCAGCACAGAGGUCAGCUCAACCACGCAUCGCAGAACCGUGCUCACUACGCCCCUCACGAUGCCACCUCCUACGACAGAAACCAGCACACCCGUAACUACGGUGCCCCCUCCAACAAGGACCUCUGAAACCCCCUCCACAACUACCACCUUGCCAACCAGUACAAAGACCACUAUUUCCACCCAGAGCACAACAUGGACUCUUCUGCACACAUCCACAACUGUCACAACUGCCACCCAGUCUACCACCCAUUUGUCUACACACCCUACCCACUCCAAAACGACUCCAGCCACUACAACCCAAGCACCCAGCACGAGCACAAAGGGCACCACAGGCUCUCCAUCCACCGUGUGGCCCUCAACCCCGUCCCCAAGCACUGCAACCACUACAUCAACCAGUACAGCUACUACUGCUUGUGAGCCAAUAUGCACGUGGAGCAAAUGGUUUGAUGUUGAUUUCCCCACCUCAGGACCAUCAGAUGGAGACAUCGAAACCUACCACAACAUUAGGGCAGCAGGAGAGAAGAUCUGUGGACAGCCUACACACAUUGAGUGCCGUGCUGAGAACUUUCCUAAUAUAAGCAUCCACAAUGUCGGUCAGAAAGUGAGUUGUGACAUCAAUUUCGGGCUCGUGUGCAAAAAUGAGGAGCAAGUCGGGAAGUUCGAGAUAUGCUUCAACUACCAGGUACGUGUCAGGUGCUGCACACCAAACCCCAUCUGCACAAGUCCAACCACCACCCCGGCGACCACAACAGGCAGCACACCGCCUCCGACCACACUAAUCAGCACCACCACUCUCACUGUGCCAACCAGAACCAGAGCCACAGAAACAUCCCCACCACCUACAACCACUGAAACCAGCACAGAGUUCAGCUCAACCACGCAUCGCACAACCGUGUUCACUACACCCCUCACGACGCCACCUCCUACGACAGAAACCAGCACACCCGUAACUACGGUGCCCCCUCCAACAAUGACCUCUGAAACCCCCUCCACAACUACCACCCUGCCAACCAGCACAAAGACCACUAUUUCCACCCAGAGCACAACACGGACUCUCCCGCCCAUCACCACAACUGUCACAACUGCCACCCAGUCCACCACCCAUUUGUCUACAAUCCCCACCCACUCAAAAACGACUCUAACCACUACAACCCAAGCACCCAGCACGAGCACAAAGGGCACCACAGCCUCUCCAUCCACCGUAGUGCCCUCAACACCGGCCCCAAGCACCACAACCACUACAGCAACUACCGCUUGUGAGCAGGUAUGCACGUGGAGUAAAUGGCUUGAUGUUGAUUCCCCGUACUCGGGAGCAGGAGAGGGGGACAUUGAAACCUACCAGAACAUUAGGGCAGCAGGAGAGAAGAUCUGUGAACAGCCUGCAGACAUUGAGUGCCGAGCUGAAAACCAACAGGACAUAAGCAUCAACGAAGUUGGUCAAGUCGUGCUGUGUGACGUGCACUUUGGCCUGGUGUGCAAGAACAAGGACCAAACCGGAAAAAUCAACAAGUGCUAUAACUACCAGAUACGUGUCUUAUGCUGUGGGCCAACCCCCAUCUGCUCAAGUCCAACCACCGCCCCGGUGACCACAACAGGCAGCACACCGCCUCCGACCACACUAAUCAGCACCACCACUCUCACUGUGCCAACCAGAACCAGAGCCACAGAAACAUCCCCACCACCUACAACCACAAAAACCAGCACAGAGGUCAGCUCAACCACGCAUCGCAGAACCGUGCUCACUACGCCCCUCACGAUGCCACCUCCUACGACAGAAACCAGCACACCCGUAACUACGGUGCCCCCUCCAACAAGGACCUCUGAAACCCCCUCCACAACUACCACCUUGCCAACCAGUACAAAGACCACUAUUUCCACCCAGAGCACAACAUGGACUCUUCUGCACACAUCCACAACUGUCACAACUGCCACCCAGUCUACCACCCAUUUGUCUACACACCCUACCCACUCCAAAACGACUCCAGCCACUACAACCCAAGCACCCAGCACGAGCACAAAGGGCACCACAGGCUCUCCAUCCACCGUGUGGCCCUCAACCCCGUCCCCAAGCACUGCAAGCACUACAUCCACCAGUACAGCUACUACUGCUUGUGAGCCAAUAUGCACGUGGGGCAAAUGGCUUGAUGUUGAUUUCCCCUCCGCAGAACCGGGAGAUGGAGACUGGGAAACCUUUCACAACAUUAGGGCAGCGGGAAUUUCUAUUUGUGGACAGCCUGCAGACAUUGAAUGCCGGGCAGAAAACUUUCCUAAUAUUAGUAUUCAGAACAUUGGUCAAGUCGUGCAGUGUGAUGUCAGUUUUGGAUUUGUUUGCAAGAAUGAGGAACAGGUUGGGAAGUUCAGGAUAUGCUUCAACUACCAGGUUCGCAUUAUGUGCUGCGAGGAAAUCCCCAAGUGCCCAAGUACAACCACCAUCCCACAGACCACAGCAGUUAGCACACCUUCAAUGUCUGUUAUUACUACAAGAACAACAACACUCCGUGCUUGUCACUGCCAGGUCCAGGAAAGUCUUUAUCAACCUGGUGAAGUGAUUUACAACACCACAGACAGUGAUGGAUGUGUUUUUUAUGCCAUUUGUACUAGCAAUUGUUCAGUUUCUAGAUUCCAGGAACGGUGUAAUACAUCCACACCAGCAACAACAACACCGGCAACAGCUAUUCUGCCAACAGUCACUGCAUCUACUAUUAUAACACCACCUACAGGAUGCCAGAAGGUCAAGCCACACAGAAAGAAUGGUGAGACUUGGAAUCCGUCUAACUGCACAAUAGCGAAGUGUGAGAAUAACACGGUUGUUGUAGAAAACAAAUAUUGCCCUCCUGCAAGGGAAAUUACUUGUGCAAAUGGAUACCCACCAGUAUUGGUGACUGAUGAAACUGGCUGCUGUCACCACUACGAAUGCCAAUGUACAUGUAGUGGCUGGGGGGAUCCUCAUUACAUUACUUUUGAUGGAACCUAUUACACCUUCCUACAAAACUGCACAUAUGUCCUGGUGAAGCAGAUUAUACCUGUGUACGACAACUUCCGGGUUUACAUUGACAAUUAUUUCUGCGAUGCAAAAGCAGGACUUUCCUGUCCUAAAGCCAUUAUUAUUUUCUACAAGUCUGCAAAAAUAGUACUGACCCGUGAAGCUGGUAGCGGAGCGCAGGCUAACAAGAUUUAUUUCAAUGGCGAACUUGUCGAACCAGGCUUGAACCAGGAUGGCAUUUUGAUUGCCAUGCGUGGUAUUCAAAUGAUUGCUGAAAUACCUGAGAUUGGAGCCAUCGUCACAUUUAAUGGAUAUGUCUUCUCAAUACAACUCCCAUACAGCAAAUUUGGCAACAACACUGAAGGACAGUGUGGCACAUGCACAAAUAAUAAAUCAGAUGAAUGCCGCUUGCCAGAUGGUCAGAUCAUUUCUUCUUGUCCCAAAAUGGCUUAUCACUGGAAAGUUUCUGAUAAUCAAACUUGUUUGACACCACCACCUAUCAUUACAACACCUCCUCCUUUCUCGUGUGAACCUUCUUCACCCUGCAAGGUUAUUUUGAGCAAAGUUUUUGAAGAAUGUCAUAAAGUGAUCCCACCAGAACCUUUUUACAAGGGUUGUGUUUUUGAUGAAUGUCGCAUGAGGAAGCCCUCUAUACUGUGUUCAAGCUUGGAGCUGUAUGCUUUUUGGUGUGCCAGCAGAGGUGUUUGCAUUGACUGGAGAAAUGAAACCAAUGGCACAUGCCCGUUCACCUGUCCAGUGGGUACAGUGUAUAAGGCAUGUGGACCUCUUAAUCCUUCAACUUGUAACCCAAGGGAUAUUCAACUCAGCGGCAUUGGCCUAACUGAAGGAUGUUUCUGCCCUAAAGGAAAGACUCUCUUGAAUUCAGACAGUGAAACAUGUGUCCCUGAAUGCAUUUGUGUGGGACCAGGUGGAGAGUCCAAAGCGCCUGGAACAACAUGGGAGAGUGAUUGCCAAGACUGUAUCUGUGACAAUUCCACCGUUGAAGUGCACUGUGAACCACGCAAAUGUCCACAAGUCAGCAAAGUAUCUUGUGAUAAGGCAGGGUAUAUCCCUGUGAAAAUAUGGACAAAAGAUGAUAAAUGCUGUCCCAGUACCGAAUGUCGCUGCAACGUUAGCUUCUGCCCUGAAUCCAUAAAGACAUGUGAAGCGGGCUAUGAGUCACAUAUAGAGAUGCUAGAAGGAAGUUGCUGUCCUGUCCUUAGAUGCAGGGUACCACCAGGCUGUCUACUCAAUGGAACUGUCUACCCACCUGGAAUGUCCUGGUACUUGCCUGGUAAUAACUGUACCUCCUAUGAAUGUAAAGAAAACAAUCAUCACUUCUUUGUUGUCACAAGAAAUAAAUCCUGCGCUGCCUUGAACCCUGAAGACUGUGGACCAGAGGGAGUCACAUUGUCUGCAGAUGGCUGCUGUAAAGUAUGCUCAACACUACCAAAAGGUUGCAAGCUACUGAACACCACUACCAUCAUCAGCCAGAGUGAAUGCACAGCUACUGUACCUAUUGAGCUAACAUACUGUGAAGGAAAUUGCCCUGCUUCUUCAAUAUAUUCUGCUGAGGCGAACAUGAUGGAACAUAAAUGCAAGUGUUGUCAGGAAGUCAAGACCAGCAAAAAACAUGUGACCCUGCAGUGCCAUAAUGGAACCCGCAUCGACUACUCGUACAUCCAUGUGGAUGAGUGCGGAUGUGUGGGCUCCCAGUGCAUCCCACAAAGCAGCCAUACCACCCCAGCACAGGUACAGGAACAGCAGCAACAGGAACAGAUCCAGCAGCAACAAUGGCAAGGCUAAAACCAAGCAACAGAUGAAAGAACCAAAGCCAGGAAGAGCAGAAUAUAGACGGAAAUAAAUCGUUUCUAAAGCAGCUAAAAUUUUGGACAUUCAGAUAAAGUUCUCUCUAUAUAUGCUAAACAUUUCUGUUUCCAAAUUAUUUCAGCUUCCAUUAACAAUUCAUCUCAUUGCUCUAAGAAUCUUUUCCUUGCAACUUGAGAGGUUCUAAGAUAAGGAAAUCUUGAGGUUUGUUAUUUUCUGAGUGAUACCUUUCCUUUCAUGCAGUGAAAUCAAGUUAAAUUUUACUGUAACUAUUUUCACAGCUCUUACAGAAAAUCUUUGCUAUAAGCAGUAGUCUCUUCUUUUUGGCUUGAUUUUUCUUUACUGUGACUGUGCAAGUCCAAGCAUAAAAUAAACAUCACUGUAUAGUUAAUGAAGUUUCACUAGCCACAGUCAUUACACUGUGUUCCAUACCAACUUAAAAAUGACUAAUCAUUUCACUGAAGUAGACUUACUACUGUUAAAUCUGCUUUCAUCCCAGCAAUGUCAACAAUCUACACCAGAAAAAAUACGAACUUUAUUUUCCUCCCUUUUUUUACGUGAAAGAAUUUACGUGGUAGAAACUGCAUCAUCUUAAACCUUCAAACUUUCAAGAUUGUGGGUGAUUUGUAAUGGGUGGUUUUCCAUCAAUAUUCUUUGGAAAAGAAAGAAAGAAAGAUAGAAAGAAAGAAAUCCUACCAUGCAAAGCUGCUGCAGAAUAUUCUCUGUUUACAUGAGAUUAUCAGCAUAGUAAUGAUAUGAAAAUUUGAACAUUUUUAUUACAUGUUCUUGGUUAACUGUUUACAGAAGAAAUAUAUAUUUUUUGUCAAAAGGGGCAUAUGAAGGAUUUUUUAACAAAAGUAAUUAUAUUAAUAUAAAUUCUUUCCAAGGAAGCUGAGUUUUUUAAAAAUGUUUUACUAUUGCUAUUUAUUUUGUUUUUGGAAAAAUAGGUGUAUUGGGCUAUAACCUUCAGCAAUAAUGUUGUCCCCACUUUCUAGCCUCAGUUCAUAUCUGGGUGUGGGAUAUUUUCUUUUUUCUAUUUUGUUUUGGUUUUUGUUUUUUUGUUUUUUGGUCUUUUUUGAAGGAAAGUGAUGAUGAUGAUUAAUAAACUUUAAGCAUUUUGCAA
Molecule: messenger RNA, 21363 nt
Organism: Alligator mississippiensis (American alligator)
Lineage: Eukaryota; Metazoa; Chordata; Crocodylia; Alligatoridae
Product: mucin-5AC
Exons: 47
Coding region: 24-20219 (6731 amino acids)
Cellular component (GO): extracellular matrix
Molecular function (GO): protein binding
Source: RefSeq, a predicted model, not a curated record